Messenger RNA from Copidosoma floridanum, 1361 nucleotides. RefSeq names its product trypsin-like. The record is from RefSeq and is a predicted model, not a curated record. Gene Ontology annotation, biological process: proteolysis. Lineage: Eukaryota; Metazoa; Arthropoda; Insecta; Hymenoptera; Encyrtidae. Gene Ontology annotation, molecular function: serine-type endopeptidase activity.
UCACUUUCAGCUUGUUUUGUUGAACGUGCACCUUUUUCUUUUCUAUUUUCUUGUUCUUUAACUUCUUUUACUUUUUUUUGUUAUCAUCAUUAAUAGUAUUAUGAGGCUACUUCGAACACUAGUCACGCUAAUAUUCAUUGCCAGUGCAACUUGUAAUAUCAAUAACACAGCUCUCAAAAGAGAAAAAAUCGUCGGUGGUCAGUAUCGUGCCAUUUAUCAGGCUCCGUAUACGGCUCAACUUCUGCAUGCGGGAGCUGUAAUUUGCGGUGCAGCAAUCAUUACCAAUCAAUGGCUUGUUUCUGCUGCUCACUGUUUUGAAGAAUCUUAUGACAUGACUGUCCUUACUGGCUCAACGUACAGAAGUAAGGGGCAGCGGCACAUCAUCGAUAAAGCAAUCAUUCAUCGUAAUUACAAUAGGGUGACCAACGAUAAUGAUAUAUGUUUAAUCAAGUUGAAGAAGCCCAUGGUAUUUGAUAACAGACAAAAAUCUGUACCUUUGUCUACGACAAGAGCUAAAGUUGGACAACAGCUAGUUAUUUCUGGAUACGGGCUUGAGGGUGAAAGGAGACCAGUUUCACCAUUUCUAAAAAUUGCCGUGGUACCAGUUGUCGAUCACAGAGUCUGUGCAUUUAAGUACAUCCGUGAUCCCAUCACGGACAACAUGUUCUGCGCAGGUAUUGGGGAGACCGAUGCUUGCCUCGGUGACUCCGGUGGACCCGGGGUUAUCAACGGCGAGCUAGCUGGCGUCGUAUCAUCUGGUAUGGAAUGUGGCUCCAGAAUCUACCCCGGAGUUUAUACACGGAUCGACAAGUACUUCAACUGGAUUGUCAACUACACAGGGAAUAAAUUAGGGUUACAAGGCUAAGUUAUGCUUGGUUCUUAAAAUUUGAUUAUUUGUUACUGAUUUUCGUGAAUAUAGUUAAAAAUUCAGCCAAAAAUUUGCUUAUUUCUUAACUACAGAGUAUACUUAUAGUAGACUCUGAUUAAAAUUGAAUGCAAUAAAUAAUAAAACAUUAUAAUUACAACUGAGUAAGUCACAAUAGUUUUUUACAGUUUUGUAAUUUUAUAUGAUUUUUUCUUAUUUUGUGCUAAAGAUGCUCAAAAUAAAUAGACUUUAAAUUAGGAAUUUAUAAUACGUAAGAGCUAGAUCUAAUCUAAAAUACAGACUACUUUUUUGCGUCAGUGUGUUUAACAACUCGGUACUUUUAAUUCUUUUAAUCCUGUAACAGCAAUUUUUUGAACUUCAAGAAAAUAAAUAUUUUCCUUUCUCAGACAAACCUUUUUUUGUAUAAGACCUUACUAUUUGGCUUAUGAAUAACUAAAAGGUAGUUAAUGUAACACAGUAAUUUAAAAUUGUAGCA